Drosophila biarmipes is the source of this 2398-nucleotide messenger RNA. RefSeq names its product glucose dehydrogenase [FAD, quinone]. The transcript has a single exon. Gene Ontology annotation, molecular function: ecdysone oxidase activity; flavin adenine dinucleotide binding. NCBI's taxonomy places the organism in Eukaryota, Metazoa, Arthropoda, Insecta, Diptera, Drosophilidae. The record is from RefSeq and is a predicted model, not a curated record. The coding region runs from base 1 to 1965 and encodes 654 amino acids.
AUGGGCGGUCAGCGCGUACACGAACCGCGGCCAGCGGAGACGGCAACCCAGCUCCACGGCGGACUCUUCCUUCUCCUGGUUUUUGGAGCACUUGCUUCCUCGGCGGCCCAGUUGUUCGCGGUGGACAGCAGCGGCCUGGGCAUCUCCCUGAUGCAAUCGGUGGCCAUGGCCCUGAAUGCCUCCAGCCUGGCCCUGGCCAACAACACCGCCUGGCCACUGCAGCACGAGCCACCGGCGGAUCAGUGGGAGAUCGAGAGCUAUGACUACAUAGUGGUGGGCGCUGGCAGUGCUGGCUCCAUAGUGGCCAGUCGCCUGAGCGAGCUGUGCCGCGUGAAGGUCCUGCUGCUGGAGGAGGGCCAGCUGCCGCCGCUGGAGUCCGAGAUCUUUGGCCUCAGUGCUGCACUGCAUCAGGACGAGCGGUACAUGUUCCUGGAGGAGGCUGUUCCCAAUCCAAAGUGCUGCCAGGCCAUGGCCUCGAAUCAUGGCUGCGUCUGGUGGCACGGACGCAUGAUGGGCGGCGGCGGAGCCAUCAAUGGCAAUAUCUACAUACCCGGCAGCAGGCAGAGCUUCAUGCAAUGGAAUGCUUCUGGCUGGGAUUGGCCACAGGUCCAGAGAUCCUAUAGCCGCCUGCAGCGACGCCUCAAUCUCUCCUACCUCCAGCCGAGUAGCAUCAACUUGAAGUUGGCCAACCUCAUAUACGCCGGCUCAUCCGAGCUGGGUGUUCCCCGGAUGAAGCAGCCCCUGCUGGCGGGCGCCACCUUUGGCUACACCCACCACGUGCCCGUGACCGUGAACCAGGGACGCAGAGCCAGCAGUGCUCGCCUGUAUCUGGCCAAUGAUCAGGCGAACAGAAGACCGAAUCUUAGGGUAAUACGCGGCGCCCAAGUUCAGAAGGUGCUGCUUAACCCGGAGGGAAACCAGGCCACUGGCGUCAUAUACACCUUGAACGAUGUGGAGCACACGGCGAGGACCUCGGGGGAAGUGAUCCUGAGUGCUGGUACCCUGAACUCCGCCAAGCUGCUCUUGCUCUCGGGCAUCGGUCCCCGGAAGGAGCUGCAAACUUGGGACAUACCCACCCAUCAGGACUUGCCAGUGGGUCGCAAUCUGCAGGAUCACGGCAUGCUGCCCCUGUUCCUGCUCUUUGGUGCCAAUUGUGCCGUCAAUAGCACUCGAGAUCCCGCGGAUAAUCCCUAUGCGCCCGUCUCUGUGUCCAAGUAUCUGCUGGACAAUCAAAGUGGGCCCUUGGCCAAUGGCUUCUACAUGAUGGGCUACAUCAACUCCAGUUCACCGAGUUCCAGCCAGGGUCAGCCCGAUCUCCAUGUGGUGGCCCACACUCUGCUGCCGAAGGGCAGUACCGGGAGCUUUGGUUACUUGGGCUUCCGGCCAGAGUUGGUUCAGGCUCAGCGGGAAAUCUUGCAAAGAUGGGAUCUGCUGCAAAUUAUGGGAUCCCUAAUGAGACCCUUAUCACGGGGAAGAGUGAGUUUGAGGAGCAAGAACGCCUCCGACCAGGCUAAGAUCGAAAACCACUACGGCGAGGCUCUGGAGGAUCAGCAGACCCUACUCCGCUAUGUGAGAUACAUUCAAAGGCUGAGCCAAACCCGAGCCUUCCGUCGAUGUGGCCUGCGUCUCUGGCUGCCGCCCCUCGAGGAAUGCGACGUCCUAUCCCCCGAUUCCGACGACUAUUGGCUGUGCUACAUUCGCUACUUCUAUGUGGGAGCCUGGCACUCCGUGGGCACCUGUCGCAUGGCUCCCAGGAAGACAGCGAAUGCCCUGGAGGAGGGCGGCGUGGUGGACGAACGGUUGAGGGUUCACGGGGUCAAGGGCCUGCGCGUGGUGGAUGCCAGCAUAAUGCCGGAGUUGCCAGCGGGCAAUACCAACGGACCCGCCAUGAUGAUCGGGGAGAAGGGGGCGCAACUCAUCCUUGAGGAUCGGGCGAUGGACAAUGAAGUGGUCCAGGAAUGCUGAGCCCUUAAGAACUCUGUGUAUGAUUUAUAAGAACCCUGGCCCCGCAAAGUGAUAUCUUUUAAUAAACCCAAAAAAACCCUGUUUUUUUUUACUAUAAUAUUUAACUAUAUUCAAUCUUCAAAUGUAAAAUUCUGGAAAAAUUAUGUAAUAGGUAGAAAGGAGAGCUUCCCACCCCAUAAGGUAUAUAUACAUGAACAGUGAUAUCUCGGAAAAUAUAUACAUAAUCUAAAAAGGUGACAUUAAUCAUGCAGAUUCUAGAGAUUCCUGCGCCGCAUAAGCGUAAUUCCCACUCUAACUCCUCCAAAAUCUUUCAAAACUUUGGAAGAUUACAAUUUAAAAUUUAAAUUAUAUUUUAUUCCUCUUGUCAAUUUUCAGACUAUAAGUUAAUAAAUAAUGGCAUUAUGCAGAAGAUUAAAGUAUAAAGUGUGGAAGU